Bolinopsis microptera is the source of this 1881-nucleotide messenger RNA. RefSeq names its product acid-sensing ion channel 4-B-like. Gene Ontology annotation, cellular component: plasma membrane. NCBI's taxonomy places the organism in Eukaryota, Metazoa, Ctenophora, Tentaculata, Lobata, Bolinopsidae. The record is from RefSeq and is a predicted model, not a curated record. Gene Ontology annotation, molecular function: ligand-gated sodium channel activity. The transcript has 10 exons. Bases 1 to 1221 code for a protein of 406 amino acids. Gene Ontology annotation, biological process: sodium ion transmembrane transport.
AUGUCGACUAAAAAAGGACAAUUAAAAGACUUUCUAAAAAUAACGACACCAGUGUGGGGCCAUAGGCAGGAGUUCGACGCUGCCUCCUGGGAUACUAAGUACGAUAAAAUAGUUCAACAGUCAAUGAAGGAUGUGUUACAAACGGCCACACAUUCUUUGGAGGGAACUAUCGAGUUUUGCAAGUUUAGUGGGAAACCUUGUCUACCGACGGGUUUUAAUGGAACAUUUGAAGAUAUUGAUUUAGAGUCAACAGACCCGACUGCAGCUUUUAGUACGGUUUUCACAGAGCACGGAUUGUGCUACUCAUUCAACCAAGACGGUAACUUGACCAUGUCACGAACUGGCGCCCUUUACGGACUCAGCCUCAGGCUUCAUGUCGCUCAGGACGACUACUUCGAAACUCAGGACGUGGCUGGAUUUAAAGUGCUGCUUCACAACUCAUACGAACCCCCAAUGAUUGAAGAGUACGGGUUUGCUUUACGACCAGGCUCUGAAACUUACGUUAGAAUUAGACUCCAAAAGUAUAAAGAUACCCCUCGACCGCUGGGUUACUGUGAUCCCUUGCUGGAGCAGAAGUUCAACACUAACUAUACAAUAUCCGUGUGUGUCAUGCAGUAUCGGGCUAUCAACAUGCUGAAGAAGUGUGGCUGCAUCGCUUUCUACAUGGAUCGACCUGACAUAGAUAUAUCGGGUGAUCAACCUUAUAUAAGACCUAGGAUAUGUAACUUGAAAGAGGAACGAACAUGCGCUGAUCAAGUGUUAGAGGGUCUAGCUCUGGGCACACUCCGGAUUAACGGAGAGAAGGUUCCAGACCCGGACUGCCCUUCUCCGUGUGUUUACACUACCUACACCUACACUGUAUCUCAGUCAGAGUACCCCAGCAGCGCUGUCAAGGAUAAGGUGGUGGAGGAGGUGAACAAACAGAAGGGGAUAUCUCCCGAGGAGGCGGACGAGACUGCGUGGACUAUCGAGCGGAUCAGGGACAACUAUUUAAAAGUUCACAUAUACUUCGAAGAACUCUCUACUCUAGAAAUGGAGAGGCAUCCCUCCUACCUCAUCUCAAACUUAAUUGGUGACGUGGGAGGACAGCUGGGUUUGCUUCUUGGAAUGAACAUUUGCUCUCUCGUUCAGUUUACUGAUUAUAUUAUACGCUUCUCUUUCUUUAAGGGUGUGAUGAGCCUCGUCCGACUUUAUAAAGCUAAAAAACAAAGAGAGAAAUAAUUAUUUAAUGAACGGAUAACGUUUUUUAUUCCUAAUCUUUUUUAUAAUUAUUUGUUAAAUGUUGAUGAUAGUAAGGGUUGGGAUGACCAGGUAAAGCUCAAUAAGGUGAUAGUUUGCAAAAUAAUUGCAGAUUAGCAAAUAAAACUUCUAUUAAGUGUUAUCUGUUGAAGGGUUAAUAUUUUCUAAGCGUACAAUAACAGUAACAUGUAUGUAACAAUUGUACUGCUUAUGACCUUUUUUUAAAUUAUGCGAUGUAAAGUUUGAAUUUGAUGUAUUAAAUUCAAAUUUAACCUUAUUUGAAAUGAUCAUUAUUAUCUCGCUAUGUAUUUCUAAACGAAACAUGUAAUUGUAAGGGGCCGUCAAUAAAUUACGUCCCUCCCUCCAAGUCCAUCUCGGAAACCCUCUCCCCCUUGUUUAAACCUCUCCCCCUUGUUUGACGACGUAAUUUAUUGAUGGCAUCCUAUAAUUAGGUAACCUAGGUAACAAGCUAGAUAAACAUGGUAAUACUGCUAUAAGACUGUUACACUCCGUAUCUGUAACUCUACUCCUCACAUUAAUAUCUGUUACACUCCGUAUCUGUAACUCCUCACAUUAAUAUCUGUAACUCUACUCCUCACAUUAAUAUCUGUUACACUCCGUAUCUCUAACUCUACUCCUCAC